Messenger RNA from Closterium sp. NIES-67, 1373 nucleotides. The record is from the annotation of a GenBank genome assembly. NCBI's taxonomy places the organism in Eukaryota, Viridiplantae, Streptophyta, Zygnematophyceae, Desmidiales, Closteriaceae.
UGACGGCAACCAGGCACGCUGAAGAGGUGGUUUCAAAAUACAGUUUUGGCCUGAAUCCAUUGGUCACCCAGCUUGAGCCUUCUCAGUGGCAAAAUACUCUCUGUGAGCCUUGAUAUCGCCGAGCAGCACGAAACUAAUCACUUCCAAGUCAUCGUUCUGGGGCUAGAGAACGUUCUCUCUGCAUUCUGCUCGUCUCGCUCUCUCGCUCUGUCGCGUCGCAUUUCGAGUAAACCUGCUGGGUCGCGUGGUCGAGAGCGUGCUCUUUUCCCUGCUUGGCGUCGUCAAUCCUUCAGUUGACUAUUUGAACGGCUGAACUAUAACUCAAGAAUCGCCCAUGGCUGCGGCCCUCGCAUCCAGCCAUCGACUCACGAGCCUCGCCCUGCAGCGAUCCUCGUCCAAUCCGAACCCGCCUCUAGCGUCGCCGGCGCCCGUAGCCGCGUUUCUGACACGCAAUCACAACCACAGCUGCGGUGCUACAAACACGAGCAGGGCGGGCAGCAGAAGUAUCAGCAGCAGCAGGAGCAGCAGCAGAUGCAACAGCCAUGGAUGGCGCAGUAGUGCCGCCCCGUUCAGUGCGUCAGGCCCGUCCAGAAUGCGAGCCGGAGCAGCCUUUGCAGCGGCUCAGGCAGAGAGCGCCACGUCAGCAGAGCCACAGGAGAUUGACACGUGGCAGGUGAAGGUGCUGUACGAUGGGGACUGCCCAAUCUGCAUGAAGCAGGUUGAGUUUCUUUCUGCCCGCAACAAGCAGUACCAGACUCUUAAAUUCGUGGACAUCUCGACAGAGGAUUAUGACCCCGACGAAAAUGGAGGAGUCGAAUAUGAGGAGGCCAUGGGCCACAUGCAUGGGGUCAUGCGUGACGGCACUGUUGUCAAAAGCAUGGAUGCCUUUCGCAGCUUCUACGAUGCAGUGGGCCUUGGUUGGAUCAUUAACGUCACCAACUUCCCCCCGAUAGCAGUGGUGGUGGAUGCAAUGUACGAGCUUUUUGCGAAAUACCGCCUCCCACUCACUGGUCACCCGGGCAUCCAGGCUGCGUUUGAGGAGCGCAAACGGACCAAGUAUGGCAUCAAGGGCUGCACAGAGGAGGACCCCUGUGAAGUGGAAUACUGAUAGUUCAAGUGGAGCGCCAAUGGGUUUAUGUGGAUGCCAACUACUGGUGGUAUAGGACUGUUGGGAGACAGACGAGAGUACCGCAUUUCAGGUUCACCUUGGUAGCUUCCAGUGUAAUUAUGGCUUUCAAACGGGGCACAUAGUCCCUUUUACCAACAUUGUGAUUGCCAAGUCAUACUCUUGAUUGUUAUCUGGGCAUGCUGGUCUUGUUUGUUCGGCACUGCAUGUGCAAUGUGCUGGGGCUAUAUGAGUGAACAUAGUUCCU